AUGUUUGGCGAGCACGAGUCGGAAAGCCCUCGGGUUCCUAGCCCAUGGGACCUAUUCCUACCGUCUCCCCCAGACGGUACCCCGCCUCGAUCAAGCCCACCGCUGCAUAAUGGCAUACCCAAGCUCGUACCAGAGGUCGAAGAGGGCAACGUUGAGUACAAGCUCAAGCUUACCAACAUAUCCAACGCCCGCUUCGCCCGUUUGGUUACUCAACUUAAAUGGCGCCUCCUUGAGGGCGGUGGCCAGGCCUACUACGAGCUCGGCGUCGCAGACUCUGGCGCAUUGAUUGGUCUCGCCCGCUCUGACCUCGAGGAGUCUCUGGAGACCCUCGAGAUGAUGGCGGGCGAAAUCGGCGCGUCGGUCAUCGUCGUCAAAGAGAUCGAGGUCCCACCCACGAUAGCGGCCCUCGCCGACAAAGAGUCGGGCCUGCACGACCCCGACACUGGCGACUGGAACCGCAAGAUGAAGCACCGUGCUCAUCCAGCCGACGAAGACUAUUCCACUACCGCAACUGAGACCGAAACAGACCUGACGACCGACCUCACCGACUACGACGAUAUCGCAUCGUCCGUGUCCAGCGGCCGCACGCCUGGCAUUGCCACUCCCACCUCCGUGUACGCCCGGACGACGGCAAUCGUGCACCGCCCGGUCCGCACGAACCCGGAGCGUCCCACAGCCCAGUCUUCUCCCUUCAUUACUCCAAUAGACGACGAUCUUGCGUUAUUCUCAAUGGAACCCGAGCCCGCGUUCCGCGACGACGCGCCCACGAGCGGCACAUACGGCGACGACGAGCUCGAACUCGAGCUCGGACCCCCGCGUCACUCGUCGUACGCCGGCCUCGAGAUAUCCGCCGUCUACAAGCCCCGCCCUGUUCGGCACCGCAUCCGCCCAGGGGCUUCGGCCGCUCUGGGCGCGACCGCUGGCAGGCACGGGAAGCGAUACAGCAAGCCCAAGGAGAAGAAGGUGCAGCCGUGGCAUCAGCACGUCGCGAACGCCAAGGGCGCGAAAGCGACGGCGGAGCCGCAACUCAGCAAAGAGGAGAAGGCGCUGCAGCGGCGGGUCGCGCGCGAUAAGAAGCGGGAAGAGAAGCGUGCGGCCCUGAUCGCCCGCGCUACCGAGGGCGAGGCGGGAGUUGUGGGCGCGAUCGCUGAGUUCCCCGCAUCGGUCCCGCUGGAUACGGCGGGCCUAGCGCGGGACUUGGCGACGAUGGCGCUGGCCGCGGAGAUCGGGCAGGAGGCGAGCACGCUGGCGUCGGGCGCGAGCGAUCUGCACGCGGCGGUGGAGGUGGGCAGGAACACGUGCGGAGAAGCGUCGCCCGUGCUAGAAGCGCGACAGCUCGUGGACGGGGUUCGCUCGACGGGCGCGGCGGGGCACGCUGAGCCGCGGCUUAUCGUCGAGGCGUUGGUGGUGCGGAAGAUGUCGAUAGAGGAGGCGACGCUGGACUUUAGUCGGUUCGCGCUCAUCUGAAGGUUUGGCGUCGGGUGUGGGCGCGGUUUCC
Trametes versicolor FP-101664 SS1 is the source of this 1498-nucleotide messenger RNA. RefSeq lists its product as uncharacterized. Bases 1 to 1467 code for a protein of 488 amino acids. The transcript has 2 exons. The record is from RefSeq and is a predicted model, not a curated record. NCBI's taxonomy places the organism in Eukaryota, Fungi, Basidiomycota, Agaricomycetes, Polyporales, Polyporaceae.